Messenger RNA from Ipomoea nil (Japanese morning glory), 1965 nucleotides. RefSeq names its product shaggy-related protein kinase kappa-like. The record is from RefSeq and is a predicted model, not a curated record. Gene Ontology annotation, molecular function: ATP binding; protein serine/threonine kinase activity. The coding region runs from base 383 to 1633 and encodes 416 amino acids. Gene Ontology annotation, biological process: protein phosphorylation; signal transduction. Gene Ontology annotation, cellular component: cytoplasm. NCBI's taxonomy places the organism in Eukaryota, Viridiplantae, Streptophyta, Magnoliopsida, Solanales, Convolvulaceae. The transcript is spliced from 14 exons.
GUUCAAUCAUAACAUCUUCUCUGCUACUCAUUCGCCGGUCAGACUGGAGAAGCUCACACUCAGAGCGCACAUACUCUCUCUACGGUUCUACCGCCCGAUAUUGUAGAAAUUAUCAUUAUUUUUUGUAAAAUGAUUUGCGUUAAUCUCUGCGAUGUUUAAUGGAAUUCCGAAGCUGAUGGUUUGAUAAACAGUUUUUGAUUCAUCAUCGCAGUUCAUCGAGGGAUCGGCUUUUGCGGUUUAGGAGGAAGUUAGUCUCCUUCGUUUGGUUCAUAGAGAGAUAUAGGUAACAGGCAUUUUCAUGUGGUGGAAGGUCACAUCAAGAAUAAUUGUGGAUAGGAGCAUGUGCUGGUGCUAGAUUCUGUGGAACUUGCCAGGCUUAUUUAUGGCAUCUGCUGGCCUAGGCCAUGGAGGAGCUGGGAGUUCUAGAAAUGCUAGUAGUGGUUUUUCAAAUUCAUCUAGUUCGUUUGACUGGCUGGGAAGGGAAAUGCUCGAGAUGAGGUUGAGGGACAGGGUGGACCUUGAAGAUGACAGGGACAGCGAACCAGAUAUAAUUGAUGGUGUGGGUGUAGAAACAGGACAUGUUAUUAGAACUACUAUUGGUGGUCGAAAUGGACAACCCAGGCAGAAUGUUAGCUACAUAGCAGAACGUGUGAUAGGAACAGGGUCUUUUGGUGUUGUUUUCCAAGCAAAAUGCAGAGAAACUGGAGAAAUUAUUGCAAUUAAGAAGGUUCUUCAAGAUAAGCGCUACAAGAACCGAGAGUUGCAGAUAAUGCAAAAGUUGGACCACCCUAAUAUUGUUGCACUUAAGCAUUCUUUCUUCUCGACGACAGAUAAUGAAGAUCUAUAUCUCAAUCUCGUCCUUGAGUAUGUCCCUGAAACAGCUAACCGUGUUGCUAGGCAGUACAGCAGAAUGAACCAGCGGAUGCCAUUGAUAUACGUCAAGCUGUAUACCUAUCAGAUUUGCAGGGCAUUGGCUUACAUCCAUAACUGCAUUGGCAUUUGCCACCGUGAUAUUAAGCCUCAAAAUUUGCUGGUGAACCCACAUACACAUCAGCUGAAACUUUGUGAUUUUGGAAGUGCAAAAGUUUUGGUGGAAGGAGAACCCAAUGUGUCAUACAUUUGCUCACGACAUUAUCGUGCUCCUGAGCUCAUAUUUGGUGCCACUGAAUAUACGACAGCCAUUGACAUCUGGUCUACAGGUUGUGUCAUGGCAGAAUUACUUCUUGGACAGCCUUUAUUUCCUGGAGAGAGUGGGGUUGACCAAUUAGUAGAGAUCAUAAAGGUCUUGGGAACACCUACUAGAGAGGAGAUGAAGUGCAUGAACCCAAACUAUACUGAAUUCAAAUUUCCACAGAUAAAACCCCAUCCUUUGCACAAGAUUUUCCAAAAACAACUGCCUCCGGAAGCAUUUGACUUGAUUUAUCGUUUUUUCCAGUAUUCCCCACAUUUGAGAUGCACUGCUUUGGAGGCUUGUCUUCAUCCUUUCUUUGAUGAACUGAGAGACCCAAAUACCCGCCUGCCUAAUAACCGUCCUCUUCCGCCACUCUUCAAUUUCAAACCUCAAGAGCUCACCAGCUUACCUCCUGAAACUGUUCGUCGACUCAUUCCAGAACACGCUCGAAUGCAGAACUAAAUCAUGGCUUUGCCAUCCCGGUGACUGUUUGAAGUUUCAUUUCUUCCAUUUUUGUUAGCUGCUUCAGCUGGCUGUAUAUCAGCAGAUCGAGGAACACUGAAGUUCAGUGCAGGAUGAGUAGAAGCCUCAUUGCGUUUUUUAUUACUAUAGCUGACUGACUCUAUAUAUUUCUCUUGAUAAUACCAAAUACCUACUUCCCAAGGGAAUUGUGGAUAGGUAUAUAUAAGGAUAUCAAUUGUACCAAACUAAUGGGAUGGGAACAACAAUGGGGAAUGCCCUCAUCGCCCCAUACUUUUCCCUAUCUCAGAUAUAUAUAAAUUGCUAUUAUAAUA